AGAGCAGCCGGAGGAGAAGGCACAGGCCGGGAAGAGGAGCGCGGUCUGUGCGCGGAGCUGCGCUCAGUUGCGAGGAAGCCGCCCGCUGGGCUGCGCGUCCCCGGCGGUGCCGCAGUGCUGGCGCCCCGGCGCCGCUCGCUGAGGCCUGCAGCGCCACCUGGCCAGAGGAUGGACGCGUUCGUGCGUGUGGUCCUCCUCAGCAUCCUGGCUGUGAACAGCGUUUCUGGGGGCGACGUGUGUGUGGCGGGCCACGACAGCGGGCCGGUGUUUGAAGAGCAGCCCAGCAGUGUCAUCUACCCCGACGGCUUCACCGAGGGCAAGGUGGUGCUGAGCUGCCGGGCCAGAGCCAACCCUGCCGCCUCCUACAGGUGGAUCGUCAAUGGCACCGAGGUUCCGCUGGGUCUGGACUCGCGUUACGUUCCAGUGGCUGGCAACCUGGUGAUCAGCCGGCCUGAGUACCAGAGGGACGUGGGCUCCUACCAGUGUCUGGCCAUCAACCGCUGCGGCACCAUCAUCAGCCGCGCCGCUCACCUGAAGUUCGGCUGUGAGUCAAGGGCCUCGGCCGCCCCUGCGCCCCCUGUCUUCACAUGCUGUCACGCCCUCUCUCUUGCGCCCCCUCCCGCAGACCUGGACGACUUCCCCCCGGACAGCAGAAGUCCUCAGACGGCCUACCAGGGCCUGGGCACCUUCCUGGCCUGCCAGCCGCCGCCACAUUACCCAGCUCUGACCUACCGAUGGAUCAUCAACGAGUUUCCCAACUUCAUCAAGGCCGACAGUGGAAGGUGGUUCGUGUCCCAGGUCACCGGGAAUCUGUACCUGGCCAAAGCCGAGCCGACGGACAGUGGAAAUUACUUCUGCUUCCCGACCAUCAACAUGGACAUCACCACCAAGAGCAUCUUCAGCCGCCCCACGCAGCUCACCGUGCUGCCUGACGCCAAUCUAAAGAAGUCGCCCCCCAGCAUCAAAGUUCGAUUCCCAGCGGAGACCUACGCUCUGGCAGGACACUCUGCCCAGCUGGAGUGUUUUGCUUAUGGAAACCCAGUCCCCCGGCUGCAGUGGAGGAAGGUGGACGGGCUGAUCCCGUCCAAGGCUGGCGCCAGCGUCAACGCCCCCAUCCUCUUGCUGCCGGAUCUCACCUUGGAUGACGAGGGGCUCUAUGAGUGUGAAGCCUCCAACUCGGAGGGCAGCGACGUGUAUCGAGGCCGGAUCACCGUUCAAGCUCAACCGGAGUGGCUGGAGGUGAUGGUGGAUUCCGAGGUGGAAAUCAGCUCCAUGCUGCACUGGAGCUGCCUGGCCGCCGGGAAGCCCAGACCCUCCGUGCAUUGGCUGCGUAACGGCCAGCCGCUGGUGUCGCAGGAGCGAGUGGAGGUGAGCGCCGGCAGCCUGCGCGUCAGUCACCUGGCGCUGGAGGACUCUGGCAUGUACCAAUGUGUGGCAGAGAACAAGCACGGCACCAUCUACUCCUCGGCUGAGCUGCGAGUCCAAGUUCAGGCCCCGGAGUUCAGCAGCAACCCGGUUCGGAAGCUGAUCCCUGCAGCCAGAGGAGGCCAGGUGAGGAUCGAGUGUCGCCCUCGUGCAGCGCCCAAGCCCAGCUUGUUCUGGAGCCGUGGAACUGAGCUCCUCACCAACAGCAGCAGAGUCACAGUCACUCCUGCUGGUGUCUUGUGGAUCCAUAACAUCAGCCGAGCAGAUGAGGGCAAGUACACCUGCUUUGCUGAGAACUACCUGGGCAAAGCGAACAGCACCGGCCACCUGUCGGUCCGAGAUGCCACCAAGAUCACGCUGGCUCCUGCCAAUGCUGACAUCAACCAGGGAGAGAACAUCACGCUGCAGUGCCACGCCUCCCACGACCCCACCAUGGAUCUGACCUUCACCUGGGCGCUCAACGGCGUUCUCCUGGACCUGGAAGACUCCGCCGGACCCUACCACCGGGUGGAGGGGAGGGAAACCAUCGGUGACCUGCUCCUGGUGGACGCCCAGCUGAACCAGGCCGGCGUGUACUCCUGCACCGUGCAGACGGUGGUGGACAGCGCCUCGGCUUCUGCCAAGCUGGUGGUCCGAGGACCCCCGGGACCACCUGGAGGUCUGCUGGUGAGGAGCAUCGCAGAGUCUUCGGUGGAGCUCUGCUGGAGUCGUGGCUAUGACAACCACAGUCCGAUCGGCAAAUACGAGAUCUUUGGACGCUCCUCGCUGUCGGCUCAGUGGAAGCAAAUGAGAACAGAGCCCCACAACAUCGAGGGGAACGCAGAGGCGGCUCGCGUGGUGGGACUGGUGCCCUGGAUGGACUACCAGUUCCAAGUGGUUGCCAGCAACAUCCUGGGCAGUGGAGAGCUCAGCAUGCCGUCUCCAACCAUCCGCACCCACCAGUCAGCUCCAGCCGUGGCCCCCAGUGGACUUGGUGGUGGAGGAGGAGACCGCAGCGAGCUCAUCGUCACCUGGACUCCCAUGGCCCGAGAGUACCAGAACGGCGACGGCUUUGGCUACGUCCUGGAGUUUAGGAGGAAGCAGGAAUCAUCGUGGAGCGCAGUGCGAAUCCCACACGUGGAGUCCUGCCGUUUUGUCUACCACAACGCCACCCUGACACCAUACACUCCUUUCGAGGUGAAAAUCAAGGCUUACAACCAGCGAGGCGAAGGGCCGUUCAGCCAGGUUGCCGUGGUCCACUCAGCAGAGGAGGAGCCCACGGCGGGGCCGGUCUCCGUCAACGCCACGGCCCUGUCAGCCUUCGAGAUCCAAGUGUCCUGGGACUCGGUGCAGGACGCGGGUGCCAGCGGCGUUCUGAGGGGGUACGAGAUCCGCUACUGGCGGCAGCACGAGCGCGAGGCGGCGGCUGACCGGGUGCGGACAGCCGGCGUGGAACCCUCCGCCAGAGUGUCGGGGCUGCGACCCAGCACCAGAUACCACGUGGCCGUCCUGGCUUACAACAGCGCCGGCACCGGACCCAUGUCUCCUCGCACCACUGUGACCACCAGGAAGCCACCUCCAAACCGGGCCCCGGGGAACCUGUCGUGGAUGCCUGUGGGCUCCUGGGUCAGCGUGAGGUGGGACCCGGUGCAGGCCCAGCAGAACGAGUCGGCAGUCCUCGGCUACAAAGUGCUGUGGAAGCACGAGGGCCAGACGGCGCUGAAGAUCCUGGACAAGUGGAAGACGUCCGUCAAGCUGCCGCUGCCCAGAGACAAGGACUAUGUCAUGCUGGAGGUCCGGUCCUGGGGCGAGGGCGGGGACGGACCGGCUCAGGAGCUGCUGGUGUCCGGCGACACAGGGACCAGCAUGAUGCUUCAGAACCAGGCCUCCUCCUCCUCCUCGCCGCCGCCGCUGCUGUGGGGGCUGCUGCCGCCGGCGUGGCUCCUGCAGAGGCUCAGCUCGGAGCUCCACCUGUAGCAACGCUGGACCGGCUCAUUCUUCAGUUGUUUUGACUUGUGAAGGACUCUCACUGUUUACCAGAGGAAGAGCUCUCCUGUUGUCCAUCUCCUGCACAGUUUCUUUGUUUUACAAUAAAGACACCGAGCUCCUCCUGCAGCACGUCUCCAGGACCGUGCCACCACAACAGGGCUGCAGAGGAUCACACUGGUGGAGUGUCCCAGAUGAGGCUCUAGAGGUGGACCUUGGCUCAUGAUGAGGUGCUGAGGCCUGGAGACUGCAGGGGCCACGCGUGGGCCGAAACAACCUUGAGGAUAAACAGGCGGUCUGAUGCCCCGCGGCUCCUCACAGGCCUCGCUAGCCUCAUUUCCAGCGUGGCUAGCGAUGCUACAUGCUAACAGAGUGGGGAGGCGUGUGGUGAACGAUCCGGUCUGUCAGCGACCCGAGUGGUGGAGGAGGCCCUGGCUGCUCUUUCCUCAUCUCCGUCCACCAGCAGGAGGCUGCGCCCGGGUCUGGCUCCGCCUGACCGAGCCACCGACCCCACGCUGCUGACCAGAUCCUGCCUGUGUCUGACCAGGAGACCUCAGAGUGGACAGGUCCGCUUCUCCAAGAGACCAUGCUGGAUCCGGGCCUCGGUUCCCAUGGAGCGUGUUUCGUAUUCAUAUUGUUCAUGUUGUUGUUUUGGUGUGUAGUGUCAUGACGACACGCGGUGAGUUCGGACCAAGACACUGGUGAAACUAGUUGAGACUAUGAUGAACCAGCAGAGUCAGCGUUGCUGCGCGCUUCACCUGACCCUGGGUGGCAGCAGCUCGCCGCCCCAGUGGUGGCAGGGGAGCCGGUUUCUGGGCUUCAGUGAGGAGACUGACAAACAGCAGGAGACCAGGUGUUCAGCAGUGGGUUUAUUGUGACCAGCGGCCUCAGGGCCAGGUGCAGCACUUGCAGGCCUCGCCGAACACGGUGCCGUUGCCGCACCUCUUCUCGUAGGUCUUCCCGUUCACGCACUCGUAGAAGGCGGCGGGGUCCUCUGGGUGCGGGUACAGGCCGUUGGCUUUGUCGGCGCAGAAGCCCUGGCCGGGCACGGGGCGCGUGGUGGUGGUGCUGGGCCGGUGGGUGGUGGUGGUGCCCGGCCCUCCGGUGGUGACGCUGGGUUUGGUGGUGGUGGUGACGGGCAGCGGAGGCAGGUCUAGCAGAGGGCGAGGGCUCAGACGGGCUGGGACGCUCCCGGGCGGCUCGGCCUACCUGACUGGACCAGCUUCUUCAGGUGAGCCAGCAGGGGGUGCUUUCCCUCCCCACAGAAGUCGCCGUUGAAGUCGUCCAGGUCCAAGGCCCACACGAACACGCCGCCGAACUUCAUGUCCUUCACGUAGCGGACCUGUGCGAGGCAGAGCCAAACUGAGAGGCCGGCGUUCUCACCGGCGUCCGCCCCGCGCGCCGCUCACCUUCACGUCGUAGCUCUGCCGGUUGUCGUAUCCCACCCACUCGCUGUUCUUGCUGGCGUACGGCACCUGCUGGUCGUCGAUCCACUGCACGGACGCUCCCUUCAGGAAGGUGCAGAUCUGCCGGCACGGGACGCGUCAG
Synchiropus splendidus (mandarinfish) is the source of this 4938-nucleotide messenger RNA. It is a transcript of the gene cntn2, whose product is annotated as contactin 2. The record is from RefSeq and is a predicted model, not a curated record. Gene Ontology annotation, biological process: cell-cell adhesion; brain development. The transcript is spliced from 22 exons. NCBI's taxonomy places the organism in Eukaryota, Metazoa, Chordata, Actinopteri, Syngnathiformes, Callionymidae. Bases 169 to 3381 code for a protein of 1070 amino acids. Gene Ontology annotation, molecular function: cell-cell adhesion mediator activity.